AUGCAGUUCCUUGGAUCCUUCCUCGACAAACAAUUGCCUCCAAGGAUUGGUGUUCCCGAAAUCGCCUUUUUGGGACGUUCCAACGUGGGGAAAUCCUCCCUCCUGAAUCGGUUGUCCUCGUCGGCCCGGCAACUACCCACCCACAACGACCAAGCCCGGGUCGGCAAAACACCAGGCGCUACCGCCAGUGUCAAUCUCUACGCUCUGUUGGACGCCAAGGAAUCCCAAAUACUGGGAUGGGUGGACUUGCCCGGCUUUGGCUACGCCAAAUUGAGUAAACAAGUAAAAGAAUCGGUCCAGGAGACGGCUGAAAAUUACCUCGCCCGACGACAAGAACUCGUCCUGGGUAUCCUGUUGGUGGACGCUCGUCGCAUCCCCAGUAACGACGAUCGCGCCGUCCUGGCCGCUCUCUUUGACAUGGGCAUCCCCGUCGUGGUGGUAGCCACCAAAGUGGACAAGUUGAACCCGAACGAGUUACGCUCCGGUUUGGCAGAAAUCCGGGACGGGCUCGGUCUACCCGACGGCCAGCCCUUGCCCGUCAGUAGCGUUACCGGAGAAGGGACCCGGGAUUUGUGGAGAAUCAUACUGGAAGCCUGC
Molecule: messenger RNA, 597 nt
Organism: Phaeodactylum tricornutum CCAP 1055/1
Lineage: Eukaryota; Bacillariophyta; Bacillariophyceae; Surirellales; Neidiaceae
Exons: 1
Molecular function (GO): GTP binding
Source: RefSeq, a predicted model, not a curated record